Chlorella variabilis is the source of this 909-nucleotide messenger RNA. RefSeq lists its product as hypothetical. Bases 1 to 498 code for a protein of 165 amino acids. Lineage: Eukaryota; Viridiplantae; Chlorophyta; Trebouxiophyceae; Chlorellales; Chlorellaceae. The transcript is spliced from 5 exons. Gene Ontology annotation, biological process: cytochrome c-heme linkage. Gene Ontology annotation, cellular component: mitochondrion. Gene Ontology annotation, molecular function: holocytochrome-c synthase activity. The record is from RefSeq and is a predicted model, not a curated record.
AUGCCGCCAUCGGCGAACGAGCCACUGCCUGGCCAGGUCAAGCCGCUGUCGACCUGGCGGCAGCACAGCAACAUACCCACGGGCAGCAGCGCUGUGUGGGUGUACCCCUCGGAGCAGAUGUUUUACAAUGCCAUGAAGCGCAAGGGAUGGACACCCAGCGAGGACGACAUGGCGGCAGUGGUGGCCAUUCACAAUGCAGUCAAUGAGCGUGCUUGGCGAGAGAUCCUUCGUUGGGAGGCGAUCAAGGGGCCGGCAGAGGGGGGGCGGCCGCAGGACUAUUCGCCCAAGGCACGCCUUCUCAACCUGCUAGGAUACAAGCUGCCCUUCGAUCGUCAUGACUGGAUCGUGGACCGGUGUGGCCAGGAAGUCAGAUAUGUUAUUGACUUCUACAACGCUGCGCCGCGACUCGACAUGCCAGUGGCGAUGCAUCUGGACGUGCGGCCCGCGCUCGACUCCUUCGGGUGGGUAACACGCCUUGGCAUGCACUGUGCCCUAUAGGGGCCCCAGCGCGGUGGCAAGGUUCCAAAGCUGACUUUCACACCAUUCGGUGCCGCAACCGCAGGGCGUUGUGGGAGCGACUGCGCAUGCAAUGGGGCUGGGUUGCCAGCGGUCGAUGGACACGGGAGUGAAGCAGUGGGUCUUCUCCAGGAACUCCUUCCAGCUGUGCGUGAAUUCAGGCACAGGGGGUCACUGACACAGCUGCUGUGUCCACACUGGCAAGAUACUGGAUAUCAUGUUGCGUGAGUCUCUGCGAUUACUGUAGACGCUUAUGAGAAUACCACAAUCGCACUGACUGAGGUAUUCUGAAACAUUUCCGUGGCUCUGUCAGGGCUGCCAAGUCGGCCCGUGCCACGGGUCCUGGCCCGUUCUCCGGCUCAAAACCUGCUCGAUCGACGGGUUAGUUGGGCU